Molecule: messenger RNA, 3260 nt
Organism: Tetranychus urticae (two-spotted spider mite)
Lineage: Eukaryota; Metazoa; Arthropoda; Arachnida; Trombidiformes; Tetranychidae
Source: RefSeq, a predicted model, not a curated record
GCAUUAUUUUCAUUUCAUCCAUCAACCAUCAUCAACAAAAACAAAAACCUUACUUAUUAGUCGAUUUAAUUAGAUGACUAUUUAAAUUAUUUUCAUCCUUUUUUGGUAAUAUUUAUAAAUUUGUAAAUUGAUUGUUUGUGAAAAUUUGCAAAAUGUUGAAUCACAUCAAGACAAUUGGACUGAUUGGAGUCCUUUUAUGUCUCACAAUAAACCCUUCCAAUGGAGACUGUCCAACUAAAGGUAAGGUUGGAGGUAAAGCUGUACCCGAUGUAUUGUCUUUGGUCAAGGGCCAAAAUGGUUUCAGUGCUACCGUUGAGAUAAUUACCCCCGAAGAAGAGUCAAUCAUGGUCACUGAAAAGUACAAUGGAGCGAAAAAGUUUGGUUCAGUCGAGAUCAACAAACUUGACCAAUAUCUAACUGAAACUCAUCAUUACUAUGCUGCAACCAAUGAAAAGUAUGUAAUUGAAGACUAUGGUUGCACUGCGAGUGAACUUUCAACCGAUGAAAAGUACAACACGAUAAAUGCUUGGGUUGUACCGGAAUCGGCUAAAGACGAGAUUGACCUUUUCGGUAACUUGGACUAUCUUGGACCAACUCAACUCAUGAUUUGGGCUCAAAGUGUAAGUGAUAAGGCUCAAUGGGUUGGCCAACAAAGGAUCGAUGGACGAAACACUGAUCAUUGGUUCCAUUGUUUAAGCGAUUCCCUUCAAAUUGAUUGGUGGUUCGAUAGUUCGAGUAAAUUACCUUUUCGAUUUGCCCUCAACUCUACCGGUGAAGGAACCGAUGCUCAUGUAUACAACUUCCUAAUCUUUGAACCUCUUCAAACAAGCGCAAACGACCUCGUCUCUUACCCAAUAGGUUUCGGCUGUUAUCGAUCAGCCACAAAUCAACCCAAAUUUCCCAGCUAUCUUUCAGCGGAAAAGUUUUCCCUCGACAUGGAAGCCAUGAUUAUGUACACUGAUCCAGACAAGGUUAUCCUCUCAUCUAAUCGUAUGAUUAAAUAUCAAAACACGUAUUCAUUUGAAAUUACCGAUGAACCAAACACGACUCGAAUCAUUCAAAAUCCAAAGCACAUGGGACGAUAUGUGGUUAAUGCUGAAACUGGUGAAUGCAAGUCAGAAGUUGUUGAUUGGUCACAGAUCAAGGAUGACAAUUUGGCGGUUAAAUGGCCUUGGCAUAAGGAUGUUGGUUUCGAUUUAAUGAAAGUGAUCAAUACUCAGUCUGGAAUCUGGUCCAACUAUAUGGGACAAGUAUCGACCGAUUCAGGCACAAUGGAUGUUUGGGAAGACGAUUUGACAAGCUUCUUCUCGGAAGAUGGUGUUGCCGAUGUGUCGGUGACUUACUAUUUCCCGUCCAUUGAUCGAAGCAAAAACCCAAACCAAGCUCCAGCCAAAAUUGUCCUCAAACCUCACAAUAAAAAUUACAUCAGUAUGACUCAAGAAAUUCCAUAUCAAGUAGAGAUAAUCUUUAUCGAUUAUGAGGAAGACAAGGUUGAACUUUCUGAUCGUUUCGAUGUAACUGGUUGCUAUGAUGGACCUGGUGAGUUUACCUGGUUUCAAAUUGUAAUGUCAGACCCUAAUGCAGGAACUUUCUCAAAGGAUUUGAGCACCAUUCGAGAAUACUUUGAACAAACACUUUCAACCUUUGUUCCUGUCAUACGAACUCCCGAGAUUAUUGUAAACCUUUACGAGUUCAACUAUUACGUGACAGUAAAACUUCUUGAACGACCUCCAUUUAAAUUUUAUUACAGCGACACAGGAAAAUUUGAAAUUGAAAAUCCAACUUCAAUCUUGAUCAGAGAUCAUCUUGAAGAUUGUGGCGACAUUUGUACCAAUGAUAAAAACUGUCACGACUUUGCUUAUUGUAGCGACUUUUCUUGUCAAAUUUUCAGCUCGUCAACCGGUUCAUCUUAUGCUUCACUAAAAGAAAAUACUGAUUGUACAGUUUAUUUCAAAAAUGGUUACGAUAUUGGAGAAACGGUUGUCCAAAGAAACAUUCUGGCCUCAACUAGAAACAUUCUCAGUCAAAUCAAGACAAAGGUCAAUGCUGGUGAGUUUGUCAUUUCCAAAUAUGCACUUUCAGCCGAUGACUUGUUCAUAGUCAGUGGACCAGAAGAGAUCGGAGGAAUUGAAGAUGAAUUUAAUGACAAGAUUAGUCCCAUAAAGGGCGAUGAAUUUGCUGUAAUUCAAGGAGACAGUCGAUUGACUUCGGGUGAAACAAUUCACGGUGUUGCCUAUCAAGAUUGCUUGAAAUUGUGCAUCAAUGACGAUGACUGUUAUUCACUUUCAUACUGUUUCAAUCAUCAUGAUGAAUGCAUGCUAAGCACUGAAACUAAAGCCAACUUGACCGCAGCUUUAUCUGCAAAAACAACACAUGCUGAUGGAUGCGACGUCAUGGAAAAAUCAUUUAUGGCCUUUUAUCGAAAGUUUCCUGGACAAAGUUUGGUCAGAGAUGCUAUUGAUACCAUCACUGAUAUCGAUGAAUCUGAAUGUGCUAGACGAUGUUACGAAGCAACAGGUUUUCCCUGUAAAUCAUUUGACUAUUGCACUCAACCCGCUGAAAAAGGUCUUUCAACGAGUAAACACGCUUGCUUCCUUCAUCAAUUCCAUCUGAUUGAAGACACAAAACAUGAAAUUAAAGAUAAAAUCUGGGACUUUAGCACUUCUUCAUGUGAUCAUUAUGCUGUCGUGUUAUCUCGUGAUUACACCCAUUAUGUUGGACGCCAAUUCAAAGCUGGUUCAGUGAAAAUAAUUAAAGAGAUUACUGAUGUUCCCCUGGAAAGAUGUGCAUCUGAUUGUAACUCUGCAGACGAAGGUUGCCUAACAUUCGAGUAUUGUGAGUCUCUUGCCAAUGAAAGAGGUUCAAAGGUAAAGUCAACCUGUCGACUUUCAACUUCUUCCGGAUCAGCAGUAAGCUACAACGUACUUGAAUCAACCAGUCAAACUUGUUCAGUUUACACAAACAAAGCUAAAGCAAUCCAAAGAGCUUCAGCUCGAAGUGAAGAUCAUUUUGGUGUUGCUAUGGGCCUUGGAUCCUUCUUUUUCGUUGCAGCAUUUGCAGCAGGAAUUGCUGGUUCAAUCUAUUACCAACGAAGGCGAGGUUGAAUUUAGAAUAAUCAAUUUUUUUACGAAAAAAAAACCAAUCAUGUUUAGACUAUCAUUGAAACAUCAAUGUAUACAAUUGUAAGUUUACAAAAUGAGCGAAGGAAAUGAACCUUAAUUUAAAUAAAACAAAUUGAUUCCUUCCAAUCUCAUCAAUAA